AUGUCCUGCGAUGAAAAGCUGCAACGAUCAUCACGCUUGAAAAAAUCUAGUAACAGUGCAUCUCAACACACGUUGCGACAAAAAAACUCGGACUCCGUUACCAUAGAACAAAUCGAAGCUCUACUCGAUCGUAAUGUAAGUACUUUCAAGAUAGAUGUAGUGCAAGAAGUACAUACAAUGGUGACGAAAGAAUUUAACCAUACCAUCAAUAAGUUAGAAUCGGAUUUCACAGUAGCCACCGAUUUUCUUCAGAAAGGGCAGGAUGACCUUCUAAAGGAACUUGAGGUGGCUAAUAAUAAAAUUAAAACCCUAGAACUUGAGCGAACUACACUUAAGUCAAAUAUUGAGUCAUUAGAUCGUCGUUUAAUGAGCGUCGAAAAAAUCUCACGAAGCCAUAACGUUGAAAUCCAAAUGGUUCCGGAAAAACGUCAUGAAAAUUUACUACAUCUUAUACAAAAACUUUAUGACACCGUGAAUGUAACUCUGGAUACGAACUGCAUCUGUGCUGUUUGUAGAAUUGCUAAAAUUAAUCCAAAGUCCGACAGACCACGAAACAUUCUCCUUACACUACAAACUGAGCGGCAGAGGGACAUUUUAUUAUCGGCAGUAAAACGUUACAACAAGGCUAACCACCCCAAUCACUUAAACUCUACCUGCCUUGGGAUUGAAGGAGAAUAUCGUGCCAUAUAUGUAAAUGAACAUCUCUCUUCUACUACCAAAAAGCUUUAUGCUGAAGCUAGGAAGUUUGCGAAAGAUAACUCAUACAAAUAUGUUUGGGUUAAAUAUGAACGUGUGUACAUGCGGAAAAAUGACAACGAAUCAGCAUUAUUGAUUAGAGACUUUAGUAACUUUGAGAAACUUAAAGUAAAGUGA
This is a messenger RNA of Parnassius apollo (apollo), 873 nucleotides long. The record is from the annotation of a GenBank genome assembly. NCBI's taxonomy places the organism in Eukaryota, Metazoa, Arthropoda, Insecta, Lepidoptera, Papilionidae.